Molecule: messenger RNA, 5880 nt
Organism: Anthonomus grandis grandis
Lineage: Eukaryota; Metazoa; Arthropoda; Insecta; Coleoptera; Curculionidae
Product: long-chain fatty acid transport protein 4-like
Exons: 11
Coding region: 188-2050 (620 amino acids)
Biological process (GO): triglyceride homeostasis
Cellular component (GO): endoplasmic reticulum
Molecular function (GO): long-chain fatty acid transmembrane transporter activity; long-chain fatty acid-CoA ligase activity
Source: RefSeq, a predicted model, not a curated record
UUGACUCGCACUGGCAUAACAUUCGUAUAAAUAAAAUAGAUGCGCAACUGCUAUAAGAUAAAUAACUAUUUAUUUUUAUUUAAUUACUUAGGGUGCUUGAAUCGAGCACUACAAGUGAGCCGUCUCGAUAUUUUUUUAGUGAGCUGCUAUUAUUAUUGUGAUAUUUUACUAAACUAGUUACUUAAAGAUGAUAUUUGGAUCAAUUAUAGUGGCUAUUAUAGUGGUAUUUUUGCUUCAAAAUCAACGGUACAGAUGGUUUUACAUUUUAUACAAAACACUACCAAGAGAUAUCACAGCUGGUAUAAGAUUUUUUAGGGUAACAAGACAAGUUUCAAACUGGAUUAAACAAAACGAUACUGUACCCUCAGUAUUUACAAAAGUAGUAAGAGAACAUCCUAACAAGGUGAUUUUUUAUUAUGAAGAUAAACAAUGGACUUUUCAGCAGCUAGAAGAAUUCAGCAACCAAAUAGCACAUUAUUUUCAAUCAAAAGGAUAUAAAAAGGGAGAUUCUGUAGGUCUUUUAAUGGAAAAUCGUCCAGAAUAUAUAGGCAUAUGGCUCGGAUUGUCAAAAAUUGGAGUUAUCACUGCUUUAAUUAAUGUCAAUUUGACUGGUGAUUUUCUGGUGCAUUCAAUAACAGUAGCUCAUAACAAAGCAUUAAUUUAUUCAUCAGAUUUAAUAAAAUCUGUGGCAGAAAUCACUGAAAAAAUCCCAGAAUUAGCAAUUUACCAAUUUGAUGCUGAAAGUGAGUUACUUACCCGAUCAGUAAAUUUAAGCGAAGAAAUGUCCCGUCAACCAACUUCAUCGCCAAAAGAGUUAAAUUCGAUAAUGCCUCAAGAUAAAUUAAUUUAUAUUUACACUUCUGGCACAACUGGGCUACCUAAGGCAGCCAUAAUUGCAAAUACAAGAUACCUAUAUUCUGCUGCGGGUAUUCAUUAUCUUUCAAACCUAUCAUCAAAUGAUAUUUAUUACAAUCCGUUGCCUUUAUACCAUAGUGCUGCUGGGAUGUUAGCUAUAGGACAAGCUAUUCUUUUUGGGUUAACAGUGGCCUUAAGAAAAAAAUUCUCAGCUUCCAACUAUUGGAGUGAUUGCCAAAAAUAUGGAUGUACAGUUUCUAAUUACAUUGGAGAAAUCUGCAGAUACCUUUUGGCCAGUCAUAAACCCAAUACUAUAGUAACCCAUCCAGUAAAAAAAAUGAUUGGAAAUGGAUUAAGGCCGCAAAUCUGGAAUAAGUUUAUGGAGACUUUUCAUAUCGAUAAUAUAUAUGAGUUCUAUGGCUCGACUGAAGGAAACUCUAAUUUAAUAAACCUAGACAAUACUGUAGGCGCCGUAGGUUUCGUACCUCGCUACGCAGAUUUUAUUUACAAGGUGAUUCUUAUUCAAUGUGAUACAAAUACAGGAGAACCAAUAAGAAAUGAAAAAGGCCUGUGUAUUCCUUGUGCUCCCAAUCAAGCGGGAAUUUUAGUUGGCCAAAUAAAUAAAAACCGGACACAUACUGAAUUUGCCGGGUACCAAGAUCCGAGUGCUACAAAAAAGAAACUUUUGGAAAACGUCUUUGUGCAAGGUGACUUAUAUUUCAAUUCCGGAGAUAUUCUGGUGCAAGACGAGUUGGGAUACUAUUACUUCAAGGACAGAACAGGAGAUACCUAUAGAUGGAAAGGAGAGAAUAUCUCUACAAACGAAGUAGAAGCUGUGAUAAGCAACGUACUUAAGUUGAAAGAUGCAAUUGUCUAUGGAGUAAAAGUUCCUCAUACAGAAGGGCGUGCUGGUAUGGUAGCUAUAGUAGACAUCGAUAACUCGCUGGACCGAACAAAGCUAGCUAAAAUGCUUAAGCAAAAGUUACCUUCGUAUGCCAUUCCAAUCUUUUUAAGAGUUAUGGAUACAAUACCAAUGACGGGUACAUUUAAGUUGAAAAAGGUUGAUCUGCAAAAAGAUGGUUUUGAUUAUGAUAAAAUUACUGAUCACAAAUUAUUCUUUUUAAAAGGGGACGAGUACGUUCCUUUGACCAAAGAAAUCUAUGAUGAUAUUAUGCAUCAAAGAUUAAAACUGUAAUAAAUAUUGCAUAUUAAUAGUACUGUAAUUUAUAAUAUAUUAAUAGAAAUAAAAUAUCGAAAAUAGAAAUAAAAUCGGAAAUAAUUUGUUUAAGUUAAAAUAUAUUAACAUAUUCUGUUAAAAUCGGAGGACAUAUUUUUCAAGACCGCGAAGAAAGAAAAGAAAGCGAAAUUUAACUUUGGCGCCAUAAUAAAAUUUCGUCUCGCCAUUAUAACGUCACAAUUUUAUUUUCUUUUCCUGUGAGUACUUCUCCUCGACAUUCAGAGGGCGCAACAUUCAUCGACGUUUUAGUGUUCUAUUGACUCUUAUGAAAGUUUCCUAUUUAAGUAGUAUUAAUCCAUGAUCAAAACAUAAAAAUCCCUCAAAUUGUUAAUAGUUGUCAAUACUAUUGCUUUCUUCUGUAUAAUUUUUAUCGUAAUAUUAAUACAAUUAAUAUAAUUAAGUUAUUUGUUAGACUAACGAUAUUUUACAGUUUAAAAUAUGUAAAUCACAUUUUAAGAAACAUUAACAAGGUGAAAAAAACAAAUAAAAAAAUAAGAAUAUUGAACCAUUUAUAAUUUGAAGAGUCUGCGGAAGAAAAGCGAAAUGUCAAAUUUUUAUUAUUUUUUAGCUAAACACCGCAACGUGUAGGUUAUUAAGAGUAUAUUUGUAUGGCGCAUACAGAGAGGGAAAAACGCGAAGCAUCACAGCUUAAGCUCCAUGAGAAAAUUUUCAUACAGCGAAGAAACGCGAAGUAUCCAUGAGUAAAUUCGAGAAAGGCAAAAUGUUCAUAUUAUCAACAAAAAGAGGCAUGCAUGCAGCUUUGAUUCUCCUCUUUAAAACGUUUAGUUUACGAUUUAGCUUCAUGGUAUUAUUUGCGUUGUUUUUUAAAUAAAGCAUACUGAAACACAAGUGAUACGUUGUAAAUAAUGCCGGACAGUGAAUGUGAUGAUGUGUAUUCUCGUUAAACAACAUUUAAGAAAAGAAAAGUAACAGGCAGAACUAGUGAAGUAAUGAAGAGAAUUAGACAACAGAGUCAUGAAACAGGUGAGGAUUAUGGUUGCAAACGACUACGGUUUGGUUUAUAAUGAGCAAAAUAAUUACUUGGCAGGACUUAUCACUUUAAUGCCCGUACAACGAAGAACAACUGCAAAUGAAGCUACAGCUAAAUUGCAUUAUGCAAAUAUACUCUUUCAGAGUAAGAAUAGAGACUGAAAAUGGAACUACCGACAUUGAAGUUUGCUUCAAAGCGAUCCUCAUUAUUCAUGGAAUCGGCCGAAAAAGACUUGAAAAUAUUCAAAAAAGUUUGAAAACCUCUGGAAUGCGUCCAACAGAUAAGCGGGGAAAAAAAAGGAAGAAACAUGCAUUGACGCAAGGGCUAAAUAAAAUUCUUGAACAUAUAUUGAUAAAAGUUGGCAAAAGUAUAGAAAAACUAGAUCGGACGCUGAACACUUACUCUUUAAAAAUAUUCGUAACCAGACAUUAUCUGCCACUAGAGCUGCAAAAAAGAGAUAUAUUAUAAAUACUUCUCAAUUAAACAAUACAGCUAAACUCUGGAAAACUCUUCAAGCUUUAAAUGUUCGCUCACAAAAAAACACAUUAUACCAAGUAAUCUCUCAAAUCCUAAUGAAAUUAAUAGUUGUUUUACAUCCUUUUUGCAAUCCAUAUCAAAUCCUUCAAAUAAUCAAAUUUUAUAUUAUAACACCCAUAUAUUCAACCCAGAAAUAAACUUCAAAUUUUCUUUAGCUACAAUAGAUGAAAUACACUCCGCUCUACAUAACAUCCGAACUAACGCUGUUGGUAUAGAUCAAAUUAAUGCAAAAAAUGCUAAAAAUAUGUAGCCCUUUAAUAGAUCAUAUAAUUUUACACAUUAAUAACACGGCCAUAGAGAAGAAACAAGUCCCAACAAUCUGGAAACUGCUCUGGGAAUCCCACUACCAAAGAAUAGUCAGCCCUCCCAUUUUUCUCAGUUAAGGAUCAUAAGUAUUCUUCCCACCCUAUCAAAAAUUUUUGAGCGAAUCCUUUAUAACCAAAUAUUCACUUAUUUCACUGUUAAUAAAAUCCUGCCUGAUAAUCAAUGUGGAUUUCGAGAGAAUUUUAGUACAGUAUCUGCUUUAGCAUCUGUGCUUGAUGAUAUAUUCAGGGCCUGCGAUGAAGGCUACAUAAAUAUUUUGGUACUUCUAGACUUCUCCAAGGCCUUUGAUACUCUGGAUCACUGUCUCCUAUUAGCUAAGCUAAAAUAUUAUGGGUUCGACGCGGACUCUGUUCAAUUAACUAAUUCAUUUCCAAGCAAACGGUCGCAAAAGGUGGUCUAUAACAAUAUUACGUCAAAUGCAUUGGAUGUUCUGUCGGGUGUGCCACAAGGAGCUAUUUUAUCACCCCUCCUAUUUAUUAUUUACACUAUUGAUAUAAUUCUCGUACCUAAAUACUGUAAAAUACAAGCAUACGCGGAUGACACACAAAUCUAUGUCUCUUUUGAUUAUAACAAAUCGCAAGAAAUGGCCGAUAAAAUAAACGCUGAUCUUCAGGUAAUUAAAGAAUUAUCUGCUGAACAUAACCUAAACUUAAAUUCUGACAAAACUAAACUAUUAUGUAUUGGCAGCAAAAUCAAAAGAAACUCUAUUAAAAACAACUUAAAAUUAAAAAUAAAUGAUACUACAUUAAAAUUUGUAUCCAGCGCAAAAAAUCUUGUCUUAACUAUCGACGAAGAUCUCAGAUUUAGUGCACACGUUCAGAAUAUAACAAGAAAAAGCUUCUGUGCAUCGAAAUUAUUAUAUAAUAAUCGGCACAUUCUUAACUACUCGUUGAAAAAAAGUUUAUGCGACACAUUAGUACUCUCACAUUUCAACUAUGGUGACUUUAUAUACGGUAUGUUUUACAGCUCUCGAUAAACAAAAAAUACAAAGGAUACAGAACGCAUGCUGUCGAUUGAUAUACGGCAUCAGGAAGCAUGACCAUAUUACUCAUAAAAUUGUAGAAUCUAACUGGCUAAAUAUGGAAAGCCGUAGAAAACUACAUCUUUCAAAUUUUGUGCAUAAACUUCUCAAUACCACUAACACCUCGAAUACUGUUAAAAAUAAAUUUCUACCAAGGAAAAGCAUGCAUGGACAAAAUAUUAGAAAUAAAAACAAAUUCUCCAUCCAGUUACAUAAAACAUCAAUGUAUAAAACAUCCUUUUCAUAUAAUGCAAUCACCUUAUAUACUUCCAUACCUGAUAAUUUUAAAAUAUUUAAUAUUAACAAAUUUAAAUACAAAAUGCGUUUGUUUUUAUUUAAUCAACAAACUCCCCAUGAAUAAGAAAUGAUUUCUUUUUCUUUCUUACUAAAGACAAAAAGACACUUAAAAUGAGCAUGUUGAGGCAAUACUUAAUAAAAAAAAAAUAAAAGAGUAAGUAAAAAGAAUGGGAGAAUAACCAGGAAAAGUGUAUCUGACUUGUGUAAUAAACCAACCUUAUAAUAUAUUUGAAGAAUUUAUAAACAGGUACUGGCAUUGUAUGCUGAACUGGACUAGGCUUUGAAAUUAUUUCAAAAUAUAACUAUCUACUUUUUAAAGAAAAUCUCUACCUGCUACUGGAUAAGGCUAUAAUACGGUCUUUUGUAUCGCACAGUUUGUCGUUGUGUAUAAUAAUUCUUUAAGUAACUUUUCUUUUCUUUCUACAAUGUGUGCGUACAUUUAAAGAGCUAUUCGCUAAUAAGUUGCGUGAUAUUGUUUUAUUUUCACUUCAAAGGGAUUAGGUAGGUUAAGUAAGAGUAGCCACAUGGCUAGACUUCGCCUCUCUUAUAUCCCUAUAGAAAUGUCUGUAUGAUAAUCACAACUGCAAAUUAUUUGUAAAUAAAAGACGUUUAUUAUUA